This is a messenger RNA of Triticum turgidum subsp. durum (durum wheat), 714 nucleotides long. Lineage: Eukaryota; Viridiplantae; Streptophyta; Magnoliopsida; Poales; Poaceae. The record is from the annotation of a GenBank genome assembly.
AUGCUCCCGCUUGCCGCCGCAAGGGCCUGCCUUUCCUUCUCAGCACCGUCACCGAGACCCCAAACCCUAGCGGCGCCUCCCUCCCCCCUUCCCCGUCGCCGCUCCACCGCCACGCUGCCCAGACCCGCCAGGAUCCCCCUCCUCCGCCCGCUCGGGGCUGGCGCGCCGGGCGCGUCCUCGCGGCCCGCGAGGGACCACGUGAUCGACUUCGGCAAGCACAAGGGCCAGAUGCUGGGCACGCUGUCGCCGUCCUACCUGCGUUGGGUGGUCGCGGAGCUCGACUACGGGGACACGUUGGUCUGGGCGUGCCUGGCGCGCGAGGUGCUCGACGACCCCGUCUACGUCGACCGCAAGAUGGCCGAGCGCUUCGGCUGGGAAGUCUCCGACGAGUACGGCUGGGGCCUCCUCGACUUCCGCCUCCUCGGCACCUCCUAUGGCGGUCGUAUCCCGAGGAAGACCGACAGGCGCCAGAGCACCGGCAGCGGCAGCAACAGAUCCCCCCGCGGCGGCGGUGUGCUGUUCGACACUGGGGCGGCCGACCCGGACGGGCCGAGGGGGAAGAGGGACGAGAGGAGGGAGAGGAUGUGGACGAGGAGGGAGGAGCAGGUGAGGACGGCGAAACUGGAUGUGCUCGGCGUGAACUCCGGCGCGAAAUCUGACUCCGGCGCGGACGAGGCUAGCACGCCGUUAACGGCAGUUAACGCGCGGUGGUGA